This is a messenger RNA of Salvia hispanica, 2076 nucleotides long. The record is from RefSeq and is a predicted model, not a curated record. Lineage: Eukaryota; Viridiplantae; Streptophyta; Magnoliopsida; Lamiales; Lamiaceae.
AUGGGUUUUGAAGUGGGCAUCUUAACUUCUUUCAUUAGGCAAGGGAGAGGCUAUCUUGAUCAUCCCCAGAUUUUAAACAUCCAAAACUACAGUGUUUUCGUGUCAACAUGGAAUGUGGGAGGAAGGCCACCUAGGAGCAAUAUGAACUUAGAUGAUUGGCUUCACUCAGCUCCUUCUGCAGAUGUAUAUGUUCUAGGUUUUCAAGAAAUAGUUCCUUUGAAUGCCGGCAACAUUCUUGGAGCAGAGGACAACGGCCCGGCUAAGAAGUGGCUCGCCUUAAUCAAACGUACACUGGACAAUGCUCCAGGCACUAGUGGAGUCGGGGGGUGCUACACACCAUCUCCGAUCCCUGAUCCAGUCGCUGAAUGGAAUGCAGACUUCGAGGGAUCGUCCAGGAACAAAGCCUCAACCUUCUUUCCACGUCGGUCGUUCCAAACACCACCACAGCGCUGGAACAUGGAGAACGACAUGUCAAUCCCACAGACUCCCCUUGAUAGGAGACUCAGUGUGUGUGACAGGGUAAUUUUUGGUCACAGGCAGAGUGACUUUGGUGCGAAUGUGAGAUGGGGCGGUAGACCUAGUGACUGCUCAUCUAGCCAGAGGACGAGCGACUUCUCUUCUGGCCCUCGUCCCAGUGACUACUCAUCUGGACCCCGGCCUAGUGACUACUCCUUGGGUCAUAGGCCUAGUGACUUUGAGGAUUAUCUGACUAGUGACUCGCCUAGCACGGUCUUGCAGCCGAGGGCUUGUGCUCUCGCAGAAGAUGCAUACGGAGAGCCAGGAAGAUCGAGAUACUCUUUGGUUGCAAGUAAGCAAAUGGUUGGCAUCUUUCUCACUGUUUGGGUUAAAAGUGAGAUGAAGGAACAUGUGAGAAACAUAAAGAUUUCAUCUGUUGGAAGAGGAUUAAUGGGAUAUCUUGGUAAUAAGGGUUCCAUUUCAAUCAGCAUGAUGUUGCACCAGACCAGCCUUUGCUUCGUGUGCAGUCAUUUGACGUCCGGUGAGAAGGAAGGAGAUGAGCUUCGUAGAAAUGCUGAUGUCAUGGAGAUCCUAAGGAAGACACGGUUCCCACGUGUCAGCAACAUCAACGAUGAAAAAUCACCCGAGACAAUCCUUGAACAUGAUCGAAUAAUUUGGCUUGGAGAUCUGAACUAUCGGAUAGCUCUUCCCUACCGAUCUGCCAAAGCUCUCGUGGAAAUGCAAAACUGGAGGACACUGUUAGAAAAAGACCAACUCCGGAUAGAGCAGAGACAAGGCCGAGUAUUUGAUGGAUGGAAAGAAGGGAAGAUCUACUUCCCACCAACGUAUAAAUACUCGCACAAUUCAGACAGAUAUGCUGGUGAUGAUAUGCACCCGAAGGAGAAAAGACGAACUCCAGCAUGGUGUGAUAGGAUCUUGUGGUACGGACGGGGUCUGCAGCAGUUAUCCUAUGCACGAGGCGAAUCUAGGUUCUCAGACCAUAGACCAGUCUCUAGUGUUUUCUCGGCCGAGAUCGAGCUAGUCCCCAACCGGUUCAGGAAAAGCACGAGCUGCUCAGGCUCCAGAAUACAGGCCGAGGAGCUGUUACCCUACACACAAAGCUAUACUGAACUCUGCUUCUUUUGAAAAAAAGUGUUCGUGCUGCAUUGGCAUCCCAUAUUCCCAUAUCAUUCGUACACACGCCAUCUUUGUUGCUCUCCCCUCGUCUAAUUGUUUUCGUCAUCAGAUGUGAAUACUCACAGUUUUGGAGACCUAACCUUACACACCACUGAUCAUGUACUAAGUACACUUCGUUGUAGAGUCUAAUUAUACGAGCCGUUGCAGUCUUCUUCCGCAGCUAAGGAUGUAAUCUAACAACUGAAGAUGCCAAGUAAAGUACAAGAUUCUUGUUUUAUUUUUAUUUUGAGGAUUCUUUGAUUAGUUAGAACUUAGAAUAGGAUCAUAGAUUGUUGACAAAGUUGGAUAACUAGACAUAGUCAAAAUAAUCAUCCUUCUUUAAAUUGAGAAAGCUGCAGUUUUCAAUGUGAGAAAGUAUUGGGAAUCUUGAUGUAAAAAAAACACUCAUUGAUAACAUGAUAGUGAAAUAUCAAGCUUGUUUUA